CGUUUGUCGUUUCCAUCGCCCCAAGCUAACCAUGGAUCGGUUAACUUUACCUUUAGCUUAUCAGACGGGCAUGAUGUUGAAGGUCCUCAGGGUGCUUUUGAAUGUAUUCAGCAAACAAAUCCACAUAAUUUGGAGAGUCUGGGAACCUUGCCAUAUAAAAUGCGUAUCCACGCUAAUGAAGAUGUCUAUGAAAAAACAAGGCAUAGAAUGGCUGUUUGUGCAGAGAAUAAUCAAAACAAGUGCACCAGAGUACUGUUAAAAGCAAAUGGACCAGACAUCGGACGAAAAGUAAAGGUGAAAUCAGCCGGGAAGACAGCAGCGGCGCCUUCUAACGCCAGGCAUACCAACAACCACCGUGAUACGAGCAUUCCAAAUUCAACUAGUAGACCUACCAUUAAAAAUUCCAUUGCUAACUCUCAAUCUUCCUCAGCGUUAUCUUCCCAACCCUCAGCAGCAUCUUCGUCGUUUCUCUCCUCGAACUCGUCAUCUAACAACUCCAUGAUGCCAUCUUUGUCCUCGUCCUCGGCAACCGCAGCGGCUCUGACUGCAAGAUUUCUCAAGUCGACGAGUACUCCAUCCGCCCGUUCUCAGCCGGACAAAAAAGUCUCUGAUCUCCUGAAGAGGCCUUUGAGGGAGAGACUCAUCCAUAUUCUUGCUCUGAGGCCGUACAAGAAGCCUGAGCUUUAUGAACGUCUUAAUAAAGAGGGUCUCAAGGAUCGUGAAAAAAAGGAGAUGGUGAAUUUAUUGCGCAUUCUAUCGACAGUGCGUAAUAAUUCCUAUCAUUUGCACAGACAUGUCUGGAACGACGUACAAGAAGACUGGCCAUUUUACAGUGAGCAGGAUCGCGCUAUGUUGAAGAGACGUAAGCCACAAAAUUUAACUCCACCUGGCUCUAGUGAUGGUGGAUCGAGUGGUAAUUUCAUUAUUUUUUAA
Molecule: messenger RNA, 933 nt
Organism: Cotesia congregata
Lineage: Eukaryota; Metazoa; Arthropoda; Insecta; Hymenoptera; Braconidae
Source: the annotation of a GenBank genome assembly